AUGACUAUAUAUAUAUAUACAGAUGCUGAUACACACGUCUUGUGGGACAUAGUGGAUUUCCCUCUCAGCGAUGAGGGUGAGAUUGAUUUGUUUUAUGAUAAUGUUCACUCAGCUCUCAAGAAAGAGGGUUAUCGCGGUGAAGUCUAUUUCAAAGCUUUUGGUAACCCUUCUCAAAUGGUGAUGCAUGACUACAUCCUAACGUUACGACUAAGUGGCAGUAGGUUUGUGAGGCUUAAUCAUUUAUUACUGGAGAUGCUUUGUCUUUCACGCCAGAGUGGUAAAGGAAAUUUCAUGUUGAUUGUAAAAGGCAUGGCAGAGAAAGACAUUGAGCUUGUGCGCAUUAUUAAGGAGAUGCAACAAAGAGGUUUCAAUGUUCUCUUAGUAGUGCAUGCCGAGGAAGCCACAGACGCAUACCCACCAGAGUUUGCGAGGUGGAAAGACCUUUUACAAGAAGAAAGCUCUGGAACAACAAUCCCUGAAGGCGAGGAUGGUGGCAAGCUCACCCAAACGUACGAGAAAUUGUUGAUGAUGCUUCUGCAAGUAGCGUGUAACAAGUGGACAAGAAGGCUGCUGAAUCUAGAUUGGUCAUCAAUCGUGAGACAUGAAGAAAUUGAUGCUGAAACAGUCGUCUACUGGGACAUGGAGGACUUUCCGGUGACCGAUAUAGUUUCGUUUAAUGAGAAUAUCAGAUCAGCUCUUGGUAAUGCCGGUUAUCAUGGUCAAGUGUCAAUUAGGGCUUAUUAUGGUGAUCACAAGAAUCCACCGGAUGAGGAGCUUGCCAGAUUCACCUUUGUAUCCAGAGGCUCAAAACGUGGCAGAAUGCAUAGCAUGUUAGUGGACAUGUAUCUGUUGGAACCGGACAAUCGUAGUUUUACACCAACAAACCUGAUGGUAAUCACAAAAGACAUGACGCCAGCUGACGAUGAAGACGACACUGGCUUCGUCUAUCAUCUCCAAACUAAGAAUUAUUCAUGCUACAAUGUUCUCUUAGCAGUGCCUGAUGACUACCAACUAGAAAAGAUGCCAUUUGACUUGACCUUCACGGCAUGGCUUUGGAGUGACCUAUGUGCUGGUGGAUAUCCUCUAGACGAUAGCCUUGUCCAAGCACCUCGACCACCACCACCACCACCACCACCACGCAAUUGUUCUAUAUGUGUUGAAUAA
This is a messenger RNA of Microthlaspi erraticum, 1164 nucleotides long. The record is from the annotation of a GenBank genome assembly. NCBI's taxonomy places the organism in Eukaryota, Viridiplantae, Streptophyta, Magnoliopsida, Brassicales, Brassicaceae.